UACACACUUUGCCUCCCUGCACCUUUUGGGAGUUUGACCGUUGACUGCGCAUGGGGGAGAGAGCGUGUGCGUGUGUGAGCGGUAUGUUGGGGGAGCCUGUUGUUUGGCAGAUGAUGUUUUUUGUCACGAUGCGUAUAACCUUGGUCGCUUUGAGAAAGCACAAAGAAGUUUGUCCUCGAAAUGGGUUUUGCUGGAAUGCCCUAAUCGCCAUGUUUGUUGUGCCUGGUGAUGCGUGCCGCCCCCAUGCCUCUAUCCAGUCGUGCGGGGGGUGGGGGCGGCGAGGUGUGCUUGAGGCGCGAUGCCGGAGCGGAGUCGCGCGUUGUAAUUUGUGUGAUUGGAUAUGUGGGAUGCUGGCGGCCGUUUGUAGGGUGGCACACGUUUCAUGCGCGUGACGCUGACGACACAAACACGCAUGCAAAACCAGCACGCAGCUGCCGAGGCUCGAGUGGCAGUUUGUAGAGCUGGGUGUGAAUGUGCUUGUCUGUGUAUUGCGCAGUAUUGUUCUUUUGGCGCUUUGAAUGCACGGUGUGUGCGUUUGUGCGUGUGUGGGUUUCGUGUGUGCGUGCGCGUGCCGUGGGUAGUCGGUCGCAUCCGAGCCAAUGCUGCUGCCAUGCCGCCCGCCCGCCCGCGGCUUGCGCGUGUGUGUGGCUGUUGCGGGUUCGUGCAUGCCUGUUCGUGUACUUUGGUUUGUUGGGUUUGGCAAAACCACAAAAUCAUGCACACAAUACAUCAUUUUGUUGCGAGGAGAGAGAGGAAAAGGGUGCAAAGAGGAGGCGGCAGUGGAAGGAAAAACGAGAAGCAAAAUGAAGAGGAUUUUGCCCCGUGGGCGCGCGGAGGGCAGGAGCGAGGGAUGCUGCGAGGGGGCUGCUGUGGGCCAAGACACGCACACAUGCAUCUGCCGAGGGACGAGGGGCAGUCGGCGGCUCGCAGCGGCGGCCGCUCGCCAUUUUCCAGUGGCGCAUGCAAGAGGGAGGAGGAGGAGCUUGGCACGGAGCGGGCGAGGGUGGCAAGAGGCGGUGGGUGAGGCCCAAAUGGGGCGCGGGUUUAUUGAUGCCGGCUGGCCCUUGGAGGUGGGGCGCCGCAAGUGGAGCGGUGAGAGCGGGUGGGCUGUGAUGCACACAGCCUACGCGCUUGGAGAAAAUGACGAAACUGUCUAGUUGUUUUGGUGCUCCCUAGAGGGAUGUACUUGAGAAUUGGAGGUGGCCAUGUGCAGUCGAUACUGCGGUUCCCGCACAGCGAUAUGCUGUGCUGUGCUCGCGAACAAGAGAGCGAGGGACGCCGCAGUGGUUGCGGGGGUCGAGGCAGCGGCCAACUGCCGAAGUAAUGGAAUGGGAGAGGAGGAGCCGGCCGGUGUGCGGGUGCGCGAGAGAGAGAGCCGCGGUGAAGUACACGCGUAAAAUUGUUUGGGCACGAAGGCGAGCGCGCUACGCACAAGGCUAUUUUGUGUGUUUUUUGUUUCGUGGGCGCUCAAUUGUUUUGGGUUGAAGAUGAUCCAAAUGAGCGAGACCCCUGGGGCCGCGGAGGCGAGGGCUGCAGCUCAGUGAUGCGGCUCGCGGAGGAGAGAGCGGCAAUGUUGCAUGUGUGUGUGUGUGUGUGUCUGUGUCUGUGUCUGUGUGGGGGUCAUUUUGUUGAAACUGAGGCGAACGUGAUGGACGUCCCCCGCAUCAAAUGUGUGUGGCUAGGCGCGUGUGGUGUGUGUCAGUGACACACUGUACAUGUGUGUGUGUGUGUGUGUGCGCGUGCGCACGAGGGUACAAUGAAGGUUGCUGUGCUAGGCGACGUAUUGCAUUUCAUUUUGGUAUGCCCCCACUUGUUGCCGGGCGUCGGCGGCAGCUCUCGAGGCUCGCCGAGGCGUCACGGAGAGACAGAGGGGAGCUGUGGCGUGAGGGGUGUCCAGGGUUUGGCGUGGUGGGGUGGUCGCUCUGAGGUGAGGCGCAUGGGGCAAGGAGCGAGGUUUCACAGCCCGACGGUUUGACACACGUCGAGGCGGUAUGGCACGCUGUUUGUAAAUUUCGUUUUUGGGCGUGCUCUGAUGGUGGGAUUGUGCUGAUGGUUCUACAUAUGGGUCGGUUGACUUGUGAGCGCUAGAAUGUCGCCUGCAUCGCUUCCCCCGAGCAUGUGAGUGUGAGGCAUGAGGAAGCCAUAAAACUGAAAAUUCUUGAUGGCACGUGUUGAAAGGGAGACGUGGUGGAUCCGACACGCCACGUGGCCGUUUGGUUGUCUGGCUCUGUUGACCUUGGCCAGGAGUUGUGUCUGUGUGAAUGAGAGAGAGACAAAGGCCCCGCUUGGUGGCUUGCUGCAUACGGCGCAUGCUUUCGUGCGUGGUUGCAUUCGCGUGUGUGGGUCAAGGGGUUUGUGGGUGCGUAUGAUGUGUGCGUGUAUUGCAACCCGUGGCGGGUGCGUGUGUGAUGUGUGCCGUUUGCAAAAUGCCAAACGUAGCAUGUACGACAAAGUGCUUUAUCACACUCAUCGGCAAUGUAGCCCUCACAAACACGUCAUAAGCUAUUUGAUUUUCAGGGGCCGGCGGGUGCCGUGUCAGUUCCCCCCGAUAAAAGGUCGCAUAAAGAAAGAGACAUAUUUGGAGCCCUCGCAUGAGGGGCUCGAGCCCGUUUGCUGGGCUGUGCGUUGCGUAGGAUGUGGAGGUUUGAUUGGGUCUCGCACGAUGCUCGAAACAUCUCUUUGUCGAGAGGAGUGAUGCAGGGGCAAGGUCCGUCAUGGAACCGCCCUGCACACAGCCCCCGGCGCCGGCGGGUUGCGGUCGCGCGCUCUGGGGAGAUCAAUCGUGGCCGGGAGACCCAAGAAUUCUUUCUUGUCUUUUGGUUUGAAGUUUGUAAUGGUUUUGGUUUGCAGACAAUGACAUGUGUGUUCAUAAACUUGCUUGAUACACAGGGCCUGCGCGCGCGUGUAGACUGGGCGGUAUAAGGAUGCGCGUUGGCGGGACCGGAAGGCUUUGGCUUCUCACUUCUGAUUCCUUGUUGCACUCUUGCGGCGGGCCCACAAUGCCACCCGUGCGGUCGGGGGCUGCGGCCGGCGCGCGUGGGCAGGCUCCCAGGUUCCCGCCUUUGCCCGGUGGCGACUGCUGAGAGUGCGUGUAACAAUAAAUCACU
This is a messenger RNA of Chlamydomonas reinhardtii, 3107 nucleotides long. RefSeq lists its product as uncharacterized. The transcript has a single exon. The coding region runs from base 244 to 459 and encodes 71 amino acids. The record is from RefSeq and is a predicted model, not a curated record. NCBI's taxonomy places the organism in Eukaryota, Viridiplantae, Chlorophyta, Chlorophyceae, Chlamydomonadales, Chlamydomonadaceae.